Eremothecium gossypii ATCC 10895 is the source of this 1017-nucleotide messenger RNA. RefSeq names its product Ipi1p (gene IPI1). Bases 1 to 1017 code for a protein of 338 amino acids. The transcript has a single exon. NCBI's taxonomy places the organism in Eukaryota, Fungi, Ascomycota, Saccharomycetes, Saccharomycetales, Saccharomycetaceae. Gene Ontology annotation, biological process: rRNA processing. Gene Ontology annotation, cellular component: nucleus. The record is from RefSeq and is marked provisional.
AUGGCAAAGAAGAAGACAUUAAAGCAGCAGGACUUCCAGAAGAAGAAACUGAAGGUCGGAAAGCCGAAGCAGGCUGCGUCGAACGCCACGGAUACCUCGUUCGUGGCCAAGACAAUCCACCUGCCUAAUCAGACAAAGCUGACCUCCACAAAUGACGCCGAGGCAGACCUGUUACGGCGGCUCUCGUUGUGCAAACACCACAGCGAAAUUACCCGCAAGGAAACGCUUAUCUACCUACAGGUUGCAGUGCCCCGCGUGAUCCACGGCCAGGUCGCGUCCCGCCUGAUGUCAGCGUGCAUCCCGCUGAUGUGCGACCCCAACAAGCACGUGCGCGAGGAGCUGCUCAAGCUGCUGGACGUCGUCGGCAGCUGCGACGCAAACACCAUGCGCCUGUACAUGCGCCCGCUCGUGCUGUUCAUGGGCAGUGCCAUGACGCACAUCUCCGCUGGCGUGCAGCGCGACAGCGGCCGAUUCCUGCAGUGCGUGCUGCGCCACGCAGGCCACGAGCUCGUCCGAGCAGCGUGGGUCAAAAUGCUGCGCGGCCUUUGCAACGUCCUGGGCUGGCCGCUGCGCGGCGCCGCCUCCGCCAGCGCCGGCGCCGGCAGCAACGUCGUCAGCAUGCACAAAAACCGCGCCCUGCAGCACCAGAACCUGCAGGCGCUUGCAGAUUUCAUCCGUCUGGGCUGCGCAGAGCCCGCGGCUGCCGCCCUCGCCGGCUGUGCUGCCCCCGCGCUCUACGCCAAGUACCUGCUCCCCGACUGCCCGCAGCCCUACAGUCACCUCAAACUUUUCGUCCGCGAGUUUCCCGCAGACACCGCCGCCGCCGCCCGCCCCCUGCAUGAGCUUGACACCCUGGUCUGCGAGGACGCCGCCACGCGCCGCGAUGUGUUUCUGGGCCAUUUCCGCCCUGUCCUCGCCGCCCAGCUGCCCUCGCUCGUCAAGGACGGCGGCGACUGCGGCCGCGUAGCCGCCAACCUGCUGCAGCUGCUGGACCACGUCCAGCAAGCCGCGGCCUGA